AUGGCUGAAGGUGGUCUCCCUCCAGAACUGGACUUACACUUACUGGAAUGUCCAAUCUGCCUGGAGCGACUUCAACAACCCAAGUCCUUACCCUGCCUCCACUCCUUCUGUCAGGAUUGUCUCGGGACCUAUAUCACAAAGGGGGUGUCCGGGAAGAUGGCGUCGGCAACAUCAUUUCCUUGUCCAGUUUGUAGGAGGAUGAUCCCUCCGGGAAAUCAGGCUGAAACCAAGGAUAAAUGGGCAGAACAAUUUCCGACUAAUACUGUGAUAGAUUACCUUAUCCAGUUAAAGGAAAGUUCGUCUGUACCAUUAUACUGCAAAACCUGCCAUAUAAAAGGUAACCUGAACAACCCAGCCAGUUUUUGGUGCAAGGCAAUGAACGAGAACUUAUGCGACAUUUGUAAGGUUUCAUGA
This is a messenger RNA of Mizuhopecten yessoensis (Yesso scallop), 414 nucleotides long. RefSeq names its product E3 ubiquitin-protein ligase TRIM13-like. Gene Ontology annotation, cellular component: nucleoplasm; chromatin. Gene Ontology annotation, biological process: positive regulation of DNA-templated transcription. NCBI's taxonomy places the organism in Eukaryota, Metazoa, Mollusca, Bivalvia, Pectinida, Pectinidae. The record is from RefSeq and is a predicted model, not a curated record. Bases 1 to 414 code for a protein of 137 amino acids. Gene Ontology annotation, molecular function: ubiquitin-protein transferase activity; metal ion binding. The transcript has a single exon.